AUGAAUUCUUCACUCUUUCUGGUUGCGCUUUGCUUGGGAGGAGCCUCAGCUACUCUAAAAUUUAAGAAUAUGAAAAUGAUUGAAUUGCACAAUCGGGAAUACAGCCAAGGGAAACAUGGCUUUUCUAUGGCCAUGAAUGCCUUUGGUGACAUGACCAAUGAAGAAUUUAGGCAGAUGAUGAAUGGCUUUCAAAAUCAGAAACACAAGAAGGGAAAGUUGUUCCGUGAGCCUGUCUUUCUUGAGGUCCCAAAAUCAGUGGACUGGACUCAGAAAGGCUAUGUAACGCCUGUGAAGAAUCAGGGUCAGUGUGGUUCAUGUUGGGCUUUUAGUGCAACUGGUGCUCUUGAAGGACAAAUGUUCCGGAAAACUGGCAAACUUAUUUCACUCAGUGAACAGAACCUGGUGGACUGCUCUCGGCCUGAAGGCAAUAAUGGUUGUAAUGGUGGCCUAAUGGAUUAUGCAUUUCAAUACAUUAAGAAAAAUCAAGGCAUUGAUUCAGAGGAAUCGUAUCCAUAUCUUGAAGUGGACACACAUGCCUGUAACUACAAACCUGAAUAUUCUGCUGCCAAUGACACAGGCUUCAUAGAUAUUCCUCAAAGAGAGAAAGCACUGAUGAAGGCAGUGGCAAGUGUAGGUCCCAUCUCUGUUGCAAUUGAUGCAGGCCAUGAGUCCUUCCAGUUUUAUGAAUCAGGCAUUUAUUAUGAGCCAGACUGCAGCAGCAAAAACCUGGACCAUGGUGUUCUCGUGGUUGGCUAUGGCUUUGAAGAAAAAGAUUCAGAAAAAAGGAAAUAUUGGAUUGUCAAGAACAGCUGGGGUGUAAGUUGGGGCACAAAUGGCUAUGUAAAGAUGGCCAAAGACCAAAAUAACCACUGUGGAAUCGCCACAGCAGCCAGCUACCCUACAGUGUGA
Molecule: messenger RNA, 909 nt
Organism: Elephantulus edwardii (Cape elephant shrew)
Lineage: Eukaryota; Metazoa; Chordata; Mammalia; Macroscelidea; Macroscelididae
Product: cathepsin L1-like
Exons: 4
Coding region: 1-909 (302 amino acids)
Biological process (GO): immune response
Cellular component (GO): lysosome
Molecular function (GO): cysteine-type endopeptidase activity
Source: RefSeq, a predicted model, not a curated record